AGAAUAUAAGCGCUUUGGUGGUAUUUUUUGCCCUUUCUACUUUUCCUUUAUUUUCCUUUGUCCCCUUGUUUUCAUCUUCAACUUUUCGGUUCUUUCUUCAAGAAUAGUUAAGUUUCCGGGGUUUAUCUCAGAUGGUGUAGAAAGCAGAAAAUUUAUUCAUUACUGCCUGCGCAAACUCAUGGGAGGAUAGUAUUUUGUAGUACCUAAUACUACUGGUGCAGGUCUAUUUGGUAUCUGGCUGGAAAAAAUGAGGGAGGUCCAGCGUGGUGCACAUACUGUAAGAUCCCAUGGAGUUAUGGUUGCUAAGUCACACAAGUAUGAUUGGCUUACACUGAUGCUUCUUGUAGUGAUAAAGAUCAGUCUAUAUAGCAUUCAUCCAUUUUACCGUUAUGUGGGGAAGGGUAUGAUGACUGGCCUCAAAUAUCCCCUGAAAGAAAAUACUGUGCCUAUAUGGGCUGUGCCUAUGUAUGCAGGUUUGUUGCCCAUCACAAUUUUUCUUGCCUUCUAUUUUCGUAGGAGAGACGUGUAUGAUCUGCAUCAUGGUGUAUUAGGCAUUUUAUUCUCCAUAUUGUUGACGGUGGUUAUCACGGAUGCAAUCAAAGAUGCAGUUGGUAGGCCUCGACCGGAUUUCUUUUGGCGUUGUUUCCCCGAUGGAAAGGAAGUUUAUGAUAAUUUGGGUAAUGUAGUUUGUCAUGGAAAGGCCAGUGUCAUAAAGGAUGGCUACAAAAGCUUCCCUAGUGGUCAUACUUCAUGGUCCUUUGCAGGCUUAGGGUUUUUGUCAUUAUACUUAUCUGGAAAGUUAAAAGCUUUUGAUCGUAGGGGUCAUGUGGCAAAAUUAUGCAUUGUUUCUGUUCCUCUACUUGUGGGAUCUCUGGUUGGCAUUUCUCGAGUGGAUGACUAUCGGCACCAUUGGCAGGAUGUUUUUUCUGGAGGCCUCCUAGGCCUCACAGUGGCAACAUUUUGCUACUUACAGUUCUUCCCACCACCACAUCAUAUGAAUGGUAACAUUCUCACUGUGUUUCCUUUUUCCUGUCAAUUACUAAUGUUGUAGAUUCUAUCCAUAUUAUAGAAAGAAUCCAAUAAUUUUUGCUCUCAUAUAUAUAUAUAUAUAUAUUUUGCUCUUUAUUUUCACUUAGAAAAAUUUUAGGUCUCUUUUUCUCUGUAGAAUGUAGAUGCAUUUCAGUCCCUUUUGUUGGAGCCUAGAUAAACGAUUAUUAACCUGGAAAAUAUAUAUCCAAGUUUCAGUUUGGUGUAGGUAUUUUUUCCAUUCUAAUCUCAGAUGGUUACUGUUGGAAUUGACUUGAUUUAAAACUUAGGAAAGUGAACUCAAUUAGUAGUUCUUCUAUUGUCCUCUGGUGCUUGGCAAAAUGAAACUAUUUGGUCUUUGUGCCAUUUUUCCAACUUUGAUAUUGUAAUAGCAUGAAUUUUCUCCUGAUUUUAUGGCCAAUUUGAAACUAUUUGUUUGUUCUGUUACCUGUUCAACUUUGUUAUUAUGGUAGUAUGAAUUUUCUCUUAAUUUUAGGGACUGCUUUGAUGUGCCAUAUUACUAUAUAGUUGCUUCCUCACAAAUGUCCAUUGCUGCUGAAGUUGGGUCUUUUUUACCUGCACUUCAAUGGAAGCUAUGCUUUUAAAACAGGAUCAGAUGUCAGAUUGCCCUGGCCUUCAUUUGGCAGUUCAAUGAUCUGACUAUCUGGUCAAACAGUCCGGUCAAAGUAAGGUAAUCUAAUAAUUUCCUUACUUAUUAUGUAUGAUAGUAUACAUCAAUGAAUAUUGUGCAAAUGGCUUAUUAUGUUGGAUACAGUUCUGAUUUCAAGCUUGACGUGAUGUGUUCAAGGUUCCUCACUUGCAUGAAUUCAGUAACAUUUUUAAGUAUUUCAUGGCGCCGCAAGCUGGUGAUUGGACUAAAAAAAUGGUCAUUAGUCAUUACCCAGUGGUGGUUGGACUGUCUGGACUCUGGACUAAAUGAUUCAAUUAACUGAACCAGACAGUCUGUUAACUAAUCAAAGGUUCUGAGAGGACCUCAAUUUCUUGGGGUGUUAUAGCCUUUUAAUGUUUAUGCCCAUGGGUCGAUGUUGUAAACUGUCUCUAAAAACAUUGGGAAGAAGCACCUUAUUUGUUGAUUUUGGGGAGAAAUCACUGGGGAAGAUGAUACAUUGAUGUAUAAUGUUUCAUAAUUCCAACUAGAAAAGGAAAAA
Macadamia integrifolia is the source of this 2195-nucleotide messenger RNA. Its product is annotated as putative lipid phosphate phosphatase 3, chloroplastic. NCBI's taxonomy places the organism in Eukaryota, Viridiplantae, Streptophyta, Magnoliopsida, Proteales, Proteaceae. The transcript is spliced from 8 exons. The record is from RefSeq and is a predicted model, not a curated record. Gene Ontology annotation, molecular function: phosphatidate phosphatase activity. Gene Ontology annotation, biological process: phospholipid metabolic process. Bases 248 to 1051 code for a protein of 267 amino acids.